AUGGCCACCAUCAAUAUUCGCCGCGAUGUCACCGACCCCUUCUACCGCUACAAGAUGGAGCGUCUGCAGUCUAAGAUCGAAGGCAAGGGUAACGGCAUCAAGACCGUCAUUGUUAAUUUGAGCAGUGUCGCCCAGUCCUUGGCCCGUCCUCCUGCAUAUGUCAUCAAGUACUUCGGCUUUGAGCUGGGCGCCCAGACCAACACCAACCCUAGCGACGAUCGCUGGAUCAUCAACGGCGCCCACGACGCUAGCAAGCUCCAGGACUACUUGGAUGGCUUCAUUUCCAAAUUCGUUCUCUGCAAGAAAUGCAAGAACCCUGAGACCGACGUCAAUAUCAAAGACGGCCGCAUUGUGCUGGACUGCAAGGCCUGCGGCCAGCGUACCGACGUCGAUCUGCGCUUGAAGCUCAGCUCGUUCAUCUUGAAGAACCAACCCAAGAAGGGAAAGAAGGACAAGUCCACAAAGAAGGCCGAGCGUCGUGCCCGCAAAGAGGCCGAGGCUCAUGCCGACGAAGAGUCCCAGAACGGCGUGAGCCCUGGUGACAGUGCAUCCGACCAUGCCGAGGAGAACGGCGAAGUCGAGCUUGAAGCCGGCAGUGACGACGAGCUCACCCGUCAGAUCAAUGAGGGCGCCAAAGAAAUCGAUGUCGAGGACACCAAGGAGGUCCAAUGGUCCGUUGAUGUCUCUGAGGAGGCCGUCAAGGCUCGUGCCAAGGAGCUCCCAGAUGACCUGAAGCGUGCUCUCGUCGUCGAUGAUGAUGAAGAAGGUGCCAAUGGCGAGUCUAGCGACUACGACAUUUUCGGAAUUUGGAUCGAGAAAACCGCUGCUGACAAGGGUGGCCGCGAUCACCUUGACAAUGUCGAUAUCUAUCUCAAGGCCCAGGAACUCGGUAUCGAGAAGAAGCACCGAACCCUCUUUGUCCUUGCAUUGACGCUCUUCGAUACCAACAUCGUUAAGCAGAUUGAGAAGCGCGCCCCUAUGCUCAAGAAGAUGGUGACCUCCGAACGUCACGAGAAAGCUUUCCUUGGCGGCACCGAGAAGUAUGUCGGAAUCGAGAAGCCGGAGCUAAUCCCCAAGGUUUCUAUGAUCUUAGCCAAGUACUAUGAGUACGAUAUCAUCUCGGAGGAGACCCUCAAGGCCUGGGGCUCCAAGGCCAGCAAGAAGUACGUCGACAUCAAGACGAGCAAAAGCGUUCGCAAGUCGGCGGAGAAGUUCAUUGUGGCGCUGAACGAGGCCGAGAGCGAUGAAGAGUCUGACGAGGAGUAA
Molecule: messenger RNA, 1266 nt
Organism: Lindgomyces ingoldianus
Lineage: Eukaryota; Fungi; Ascomycota; Dothideomycetes; Pleosporales; Lindgomycetaceae
Product: putative eukaryotic translation initiation factor 5
Exons: 2
Coding region: 1-1266 (421 amino acids)
Biological process (GO): formation of cytoplasmic translation initiation complex; translational initiation; formation of translation preinitiation complex
Cellular component (GO): cytosol
Molecular function (GO): translation initiation factor activity; eukaryotic initiation factor eIF2 binding; GDP-dissociation inhibitor activity
Source: RefSeq, a predicted model, not a curated record